AUGAUAUCCAACCGCAAAGGUCGCUCUCUCACAACCACGAUAUUAUUUCUUUUAGUCGCCUACUUUUUUCUUGUUUGGCUGCCUCUCCACCAACUCUUCUCCCACAAAGCCCAGCCGACUGCCAUAGAAAAGCAAUGGCAUCGGCUCAACAAUAUUCAUAUAAAUAACUCAAUAGAGAGGUUUCCUGUUACCUCCUACAUCCCUCUACCGACAUCGCCAGUAUCGAUUCCCCGCAUUCAACACGACUUUCCUGUCGAAUCGCGACGAGAGCGCAAGGCGAGGCUCAAGAAGCGGGAAACUAUAAAACAAACAUUCUUGCACGCGUGGAGUGGAUACAAGGACCAUGCGUGGAUGCGGGAUGAGGUCUCGCCGUCAAGUGGCAGAUAUGAUGAUUCAUUUAGUGGCUGGGGGGCCACUCUCGUCGAUUCCUUAGAUGCCCUGGUCAUCAUGGGCCUCGAUGACGAAUUUGAAAUCGCUUUGGAUGCGUUGAAACGAAUCGAUUUCACGACUACUCCGAGCUCCUACGUCAACGUCUUCGAAAUUGUUAUUCGCUAUAUGGGGGGAAUGAUUGCAGCUCACGACCUUACUGAUGGUAAACAUCCCAUCCUACUCCAGAAAGCCGUCGAGCUUGGCGAAAUGAUUUACAACGCAUUCGAUACGCAUAACCGGAUGCCCCAAAUGCGCUGGGAGUGGUCUGAAUCGGCCCAAAAUCUGGAAAUCCAACCUGGUGAAGUCACCAAUCUCGCAGAACUAGCCUCAUUGACGGUUGAAUUUACCCGACUCACCCAAUUGACCGGCGACCCAAAGUACUACGAUGCUGUUCAGCGGAUCACAGACGUACUAGAAAAGAACCAACAAGAGACUCGACUCCCUGGACUGUGGCCGACAAUUGUUGACGCCGAUCAUCUUUGGUUCGACAACGCCGAAUUCACUCUCGGUGGAUGCGCCGACUCGGCCUACGAAUACUUGCCAAAAGAGCAUAUCCUUCUCGGUGCGCAGACAGAUCAAUACCGCAACAUGUACACCGAUGCGAUCGAAGCGAUCAAGAAGCAUAUGCUAUUCCGACCCAUGCUCAAGGACCAAGACAAACAAAUCCUCUUCACCUCAAACUUGGUAGUCAAUCGAGGUGGCAGUGUUCAUCAAGAACGGUUUCUCCAGGAGCACCUGAAGUGCUUCCUAGGCGGUACUGUCGGUAUCGCAGCCAAGAUCUUCAAUCGCACCGAGGACAUGUCCAUCGCACGAGAGCUUACCGACGGUUGUAUCUGGUCCUAUGACGUCAUGCCCACGGGAAUCAUGCCUGAAGCAAUGGAGGUUGCUGCGUGCGACGACAAGGACAACUGCCCGUUCGAUGAUGCCAAGUGGUAUGAAGGUGUGUGGGGAGACCAGCUGAAGACGGAUAGCGAACGACAUCAAGUGCAGAAGUUGAUCAAACAUGAGCGCCUCCCAGCAGGCGUGACUGUCCUCCGGGACUCGGCGUACAAGCUCCGACCCGAAGCCCUGGAAUCAAUCUUUAUCAUGUACAGAAUUACUGGCGACAAAUCGCUCCAAGAUGCCGCAUGGCGCAUGUUCAAGAACAUCGACAAGGCAACACGCACCAAAUUUGGACAUUCGUCCAUCGAAGACGUUCGUGACAGCGAGCCACAGUUGAGUGACAAGAUGGAAAGCUUUUGGCUCGCCGAGACGCUCAAAUACCUCUACCUCAUAUUUUCAGAGCCAAGUCAUAUUAGUCUGGAUGACUAUGUCUUGAGUACUGAGGCCCAUCCUUUCAAGCGUCCAAGCGGAGGCUUCUAA
Molecule: messenger RNA, 1791 nt
Organism: Penicillium cosmopolitanum
Lineage: Eukaryota; Fungi; Ascomycota; Eurotiomycetes; Eurotiales; Aspergillaceae
Product: glycoside hydrolase family 47 protein
Exons: 3
Coding region: 1-1791 (596 amino acids)
Biological process (GO): N-glycan processing; carbohydrate metabolic process
Cellular component (GO): endoplasmic reticulum; Golgi membrane
Molecular function (GO): mannosyl-oligosaccharide 1,2-alpha-mannosidase activity; calcium ion binding
Source: RefSeq, a predicted model, not a curated record